CCGUGGAGAUCCUGUGCUGGGGCGUGCGCAACAUGAGGUCGUUCGAGCUGCGCUCCGUGCGCAACCCGGCCAUCGAGUUCGAGUGCGCCGGCAAGGUGGUGACGUCAGAGGUCAUGGGCGACGUCAAGCAGCAUCCCAACUUCGCCGACCCGUUCCUCUUCAUGGAGAUCAUGCUGCCGAAGGAGCCGCUGUACAUGCCGCCGCUGAACAUCAAGGUGCGGGACCACCGCAGCUUCGGCUCGCGGCCCGUGGUGGGCACGCACGUGAUCCGCUCCCUGCACGAGUACAGCAUCGAGCCGCUGAUGAACGUCAAGUCGAAGCCAGUCCGCCGCCAGUCGACCGUGCACCGGCAGUCGACGAUGACGAGGCAGUCGACCGUCAUCGACAUAGAUCCAGCCAUCCCGGAGGGCAGCCCGGCCGGCGGCGGCGGCGACGAGCAGGCGGAGGACCGCGACAAGAACCUGGACUGGUGGAGCAAGUACUACGCGUCGGCCGGCGAGCUCAGGAAGUGCGGCGACUACCUCAAGCGAGGGUACGAGAAGCUGGAGAUCUACCCGGUGGAGCUGGAGCGGGUGGCGUGCUUCGACCACUUCAAGGACAUCCUGAACACGCUGGACAUCCACCGCGGCAAGUCGUGUGAAGACGAGGAGUCGGCCACCGUCGGCGAGUUCAAGGGCACCAUGCGGGUGUACACGCUGCCGGACGAUCCGAGCCUGCCGCUGCCUCCCCGACAGAUCCGUGGCAUCCCGCCGUCAGCAUCUGAGGAGGUCAUCGUCCGCGUAUACUUCAUCAGAUGCUGGGACCUGUCGCCGCAGGAUUCCAACGGAAUGUCGGACCCGUACCUGCGCGUGCAGCUGGGAAAGCAGAAGCAGGACACCAGGGACCAGUACCGGCCCAACACGCUCAACCCCAUCUUCGGCAGCUUCAUGGAGUUCACCUGCAUGCUGCCCAAGGAGAAGGACCUCACCGUGUCUGUCAUGGACUACGACCUGGUCUCGAAGGACGACCUGAUCGGCGAGACCAAGGUCGACCUGGAGAACCGCUACAUGACCAAGUACCGCGCCACGUGCGGCAUACCGCGCGAGUACCACCUGUCGGGCCCGAACCAGUGGCGCGACGCCCAGACGCCGCGCGAGAUUCUGGAAAACGUCUGCGAGACCAACAACCGCUCGCAGCCGCUCUGGCUCUCCAAGACGGAGGUGGUCAUCGGCAACAAACACUACCGGCUCAGCGAGCUGGAAGACCGGUCGGCGGAGCGGCCGCCGACGCUGGGCCCGGACGACGAGAGGCUGGCGCUGCUGGUGCUGCACACGUUCGAGCUGGUGCCCGAGCACGUGGAGACGCGCCGUCUGUUCAACCCGGCCAUGCCCGACCUCGAGCAGGGGAAGCUGGAGAUGCUGGUGGACAUCUUCCCGAAGUUGGCGGGUCCGCCAGGUCCUCCGUUCGACAUCACGCCCCGCGAACCCAGCAAGUACGUGCUGCGGGUGGCGCUCUACAACGUGAUGGACGUGGUGAUGCAGGAGUACUCGGUCGUCUCAGGCAGCAACAUGUCGGACGUGUACGUCAAGUGCUGGAUCCAGGGCGACAAGAACGUGCAGAAGUCGGACGUCCACUACCGCUGCAUGGACGGGGAGGCCAUGUUCAACUGGCGCUUCGUCUUCAACCUGGACUACUUGGAGGCCGAGAGAAUGAUCGUCAUCAAGUCCAAGGAGCACUUUUGGAGCCUGGACGAGCGUGAGGACCACCGGCCGCCCAAGCUGAUGUUCCAGAUCUGGGACAACGACCUCAUCAGCAAGGACGACUACAUCGGUGAGCUGGAGCUGGACCUGAACCGCCUGGUCUGCCCGGCCCGCACGGCCGCGGACUGCACCCUGAAACAGAUCGAGGCCGUCGCCGAGGCCGACGACGCCGCCAACAACAACGCCAUGCAGGCCCUCACCGACAGCCUGCGACGGCGCAAGAAGGACGAGACCUGCCAGGUGCCGAUGGACAUUUGGAGCAAGAAGCGCAUCAUGGGCUUUUGGCCGACGGUCGGCGAGGUGGAGGACAAGCGGGUCUGCACGGGCAAACUCGAGAUGGAGAUAGAGGUGCUGGCGGCAGAGGACGCCGAGCAGAGGCCGGCGGCAGUGGCCAGAGAGGAGCCCAACAUGAACCCGAAGCUGGAGCCGCCCAACCGGCCGGCCACGUCCUUCCUGUGGUUCACCUCGCCCUGGAAGUCGUUCAAGUACAUCGUCUGGAAGCGCUACAAGUGGUACCUGAUCACGCUGCUGGUGGUGCUCCUGCUGGCGCUCUUCCUCAUCCUCUUCCUCUACAACGUCCCGGAGGCCACCAUUGACAAGCUGUUCGGAGUCCGGGGAUAGAGCGGUCGGCGCGUGACGUCACGCCCGGAUGACGUCAUCUCCGCCGGCGGCACGUGACGUCACAGCCGGAUGGCGCACACCCGUCACACCCGAUCGAGGAGAUCAGCCAGUGCUGCCUGCCGCACGCGGUAGCCCGACUCCGACCCAGUCAAAACCCAUCGCACCGUGACCUGCGUCGACCUUGACCUGGCCUUUCUCGGCGACGACACGUGUGUCAGUUGUGACCUGGUCCCGUGGGCCUCCGCCUGGCCUGUGUCGUGCCUGACUGACCUGUGUGAACCUUGACCCGAUCCGUGUCACCGUUGGCCCUCUCGUGUGCCCCGACGCCGUCGAGGUCAGGAGGUGCGACGGCCUGUCCGCCGGCGGCGCUGGGGCACGCGGGAGGGCCGGGGGAGCCCUGCUCUCCCACGAUGGCCACUCCAGCGAGUUAGGGGCGCCGCACGGGUCAACGGCGACGCCCUUCACGACCCUCUCCGUCCCCGGCGAUGAACGCCCCGUCGAGCCCGACGGCGGGCGUCGCUGACCGCGGCGCAAAGGUCAGACCCGGCGGUGACCCGCGGCCACGGCGGUCACGGCGGCUGGCGCGGCCGACCUCGCGCGCCGCCUGGCGAGGAUUGGCGGGAUGGCGCGACGGGGAAUGGCGCCGUCGCGGCGGUGAGAUCAGCGCCGUUGUGGACGCCGUUGUUGGGGACGGCGCAGACGCGGCGUCUCCGACUGUGUCUUCCGGCCUGGCUCGUGCCGUUUACUGGUGGCUAGCCUCGCACCGCGCUGAACUCCGUCAGCUGUUGAUUUUCGGGUAGAAGAGCUUCCGUCGUAUUACGCACUGCUGUUGUUCUGUUUAAUUCGCGCGUCAUCAGAACAGGGUUGUCUUCGCCGCGGGCGGUUUGUUCUGAGUGCGCCACGUCUGUCGCCGUCGCGUUGGCGACGUCAAUGUAGUGUCCGUGUGGCGUGUGUCUUCUGUGCCGCUAUUGCCCGGGUUUCCGCUUCUUCACUGGUGGCAUUGUGAUUCUUGCUUGGCUGCUGCCACGCUGCGAGUCGGCUGACCCGACACUGCACUCGCCAGUCUGUGGCUUCGAAUCUGUCUCCUAAUCCACCCCGAAUGCACCUUUGUCAGAGUGAGCGGGUUUUCGUCUUUCCUGGCUGGGCUUUGGCGUGUCCCGACAUGAGAUCGCGCUCCACAGCCCGCACCAGGCACUCUCCGCAUGGCUUUUGGGGUCUUGGGUAGAUACGAGGCAUGCGAUUGGCUGUAAUCCGCAUGCCCGCGUUGCUAUUGUCGCGAUCUGUCGUCUUCGGUGACGUCAUAGCGCCGCAGGGUGAAACCAGAUUUUGACUGGCCCUGCGCCCUUUUCUGGAACUGUGAUUGGUAGGCGCGUGAGAGGAAUGACGUCAUAAGAUUGCUCCGGCGAGUGAUUGGUCAGGACGUGAGAGGAAUGACGUCAUAAGAUUGCUCCGGCGACUGCUUGUCCGCGAUGUUGAACCUUGUGGGCCUGUCCUCUCUGGGGCGACCUAGGUAUUUGUAGUGUACCGCUUUAUUUAUAUUCCGCCUUGGAAUCUUCGUUGCGUCUUCCAUUUAAUGCGAGCGCGGAUGGGACUCGAAUCGCCGCCAUUGGCAAUAACUCGUGCCUGUUGUGUUUGUGGAUGUAUCUACCCGAGUUGAAUAAUACCUGCAGCAAUAUCGA
This is a messenger RNA of Pollicipes pollicipes, 4039 nucleotides long. RefSeq names its product myoferlin. NCBI's taxonomy places the organism in Eukaryota, Metazoa, Arthropoda, Thecostraca, Pollicipedomorpha, Pollicipedidae. Gene Ontology annotation, biological process: membrane fusion; plasma membrane organization. The transcript is spliced from 20 exons. The coding region runs from base 33 to 2360 and encodes 775 amino acids. The record is from RefSeq and is a predicted model, not a curated record.